Trichomonas vaginalis G3 is the source of this 942-nucleotide messenger RNA. Its product is annotated as protein serine/threonine kinase protein. Gene Ontology annotation, molecular function: ATP binding; protein kinase activity. The transcript has a single exon. Lineage: Eukaryota; Parabasalia; Trichomonadida; Trichomonadidae. Gene Ontology annotation, biological process: protein phosphorylation. The record is from RefSeq and is a predicted model, not a curated record. The coding region runs from base 1 to 942 and encodes 313 amino acids.
AUGGAACCAGCAGAGAUAGCUUUUCUUACAAGUCUUGGCUUUACUGAUGUUUCGUUUAUUGCUCAAGGCGGUUACGGGAGUAUUUGGAAGGUAUUCUCACCUUCGUAUAAUCGUCAAUUUGCAAUAAAAAAGGUUCCAUUAGAGAUGUUCAAAGAAGAGGAACUAGACUGUUUUAAGAUUAUUGAUGACACACGAAUUGUUAAUUUGUAUAAAUUUUACAAGUAUGAUAAUUUCAUAUACCUCGUGAUGGAAUACUGUCCUUAUGAUUUAGAAAUAUACCUUAAGAACCAACACGAACUUUCAACCCACGAGCUUGCAAGAUUCAUGCAUGACAUGCUUGCUGCAGUAAAAGCAUGCCAUGAUCGCAAUAUUGCCCAUUGCGAUAUUAAGCCAAGCAACUUUUUGAUUGACGAAUAUGGUAGAAUUAAGAUAUGCAACUUUGGAUUAUCAACAAUUAUGAAAGAUGAAUACAAAAGUAAGACCUUUGGAGGAACAAAACUUUUUAUGCCUCCAGAAAUCGUUUCUAAACGCGAGUUUAACCCAUUUGCUGCAGAUGUGUGGUCAUUAGGUGUCACAUUUUACUUCAUGGCUUCCCAUCAGUAUCCAUUUUUCUCGACAAAUUCUGAGUACUUAUUUGAAAAAAUUGUUCGUGGAAUUUAUGAAACAGAUGUUAUUGAAAAUGCACAACUGAAGGUUUUGAUCGCCAAAUGCCUCGAAACAGACCCUUCAUGUAGAGCAACUGUUGAUGAACUUCUGAAAAUGCCAUUUAUUACUUACAAUAUGCCACAACCAAAUAAAAUCGGAAUGUACAAGCAUAUAAAUGCAACCAUGAGUCACAACAUUGUAAUACGUCCAAAAUUCCUUAAAAAGAAUCCAAUUAGACCAAACCAUUCAUUUGUUAAUAUUAUUCCUUCCGGUUCAAUAUUGAAUAUUGGCGUUUAA